CGUUAUAAAACCCCUGCCAGCAUGAUCGCGGCACCCCCAGCGGCCUCCUGCAUGUGCGACCCCCGGCUCGGCAGCAUCUCGGCUCCCGCGCAAGAUGAGGCUGCUGCUUGCGCUCCUGGCUCUCGGCGCGGCCCGACCGGUGGCCUGCGCAGAGUCCCACUGGUGCUACGACAUUCAAGCCGAGGCUCCCAACUCCGUCUGCGAGGGGCCAGACAAGUGGGGCGGAGACUGCCAGAAGGAGCAGCAGUCCCCCAUCAACAUCGUCACCACAAAGGCAGAGGUGGACCACAACCUGGGGCCCUUCUCCUUCUUUGGCUAUGACGGGAAGAAUACGUGGACUGUCCAAAACAAUGGGCACUCAGUGAUGGUGCUGCUGGGGGACAAUGUCAUGAUUGCUGGAGGAGGACUGGCUGCCCAGUACCGAGCCAAGCAGCUGCACCUGCACUGGUCUGUGGAGCUGGAUCGGGGCUCGGAGCACAGCCUGGAUGGGGAUCGCUUUGCUAUGGAGUUGCACGUAGUACAUGAGAAGGAGAAGCAGACAUCGAGGAACCAGAAAGAGGCCCAGGACUCCAACGAUGAGAUUGCAGUGCUGGCCUUCCUGGUGGAGGAUGGAUCCGAGGAGAAUGAGGGCUUCCGGCCGCUGGUGGAGGCGCUGUCCAAAAUCCCCCAGCCCAAUACGAACACCACGAUGAGUGCCAGCUUGUUAGACCUGCUACCCAAGAAGGAGAAGUUGAGGCACUACUUCCGCUACCUGGGCUCACUCACCACGCCAAACUGCGAUGAGAAGGUCGUCUGGACCGUGUUUGAAGAGCCCAUUCGGCUCCACAGAGACCAGAUCCUAGCCUUCUCCCAGAAGCUGUUCUACGACAACCAGCAGAAACUGAACAUGACCGACAACGUCAGGCCCCUGCAGCGCCGGGGAAAGCGCCCCGUGUUCAAGUCCCAGGCAGCGGGCCUGCUGCUGCCCUUGCCCCUGCCCGCCCUGCUGGCUCCCACGCUCGCUGGCCUGGCGGCUGCCUUCCUCCACUGAAGGCUCACUGCUGGACUCUUGACCUCUGACCUCAACCUUUAGACUUCGACCUCUGUUUCUCGGGCUUCCUGGAGUGGAAUUUGGGGAUGAUUAAAUAUGGGUAUAUUUUUGGAUAAA
Choloepus didactylus (southern two-toed sloth) is the source of this 1147-nucleotide messenger RNA. It is a transcript of the gene CA4, whose product is annotated as carbonic anhydrase 4. Gene Ontology annotation, molecular function: carbonate dehydratase activity; zinc ion binding. NCBI's taxonomy places the organism in Eukaryota, Metazoa, Chordata, Mammalia, Pilosa, Megalonychidae. The record is from RefSeq and is a predicted model, not a curated record. Bases 95 to 1030 code for a protein of 311 amino acids. The transcript has 8 exons. Gene Ontology annotation, cellular component: plasma membrane.